GUGAGAAAUUAACCCCAUCAACUUUGUUUAUGUGAUUUGUUUUCCACAUUCCAUCUUAAUGUUUAUUUAGGUUUUUAAAUUAUUAUUUUAAAAAAUGUGCCUUCAAUUAAAACUAUUGGACCGAUUUAAAUUAUCAAAUCAUGUAGGAGUAAAUUUUGCUUGUGAAUAUUCAGACGAUAAUAGAUUUUUUAUCAUAAACGAUGUCGCCCUUUAUGUCCUUUCAUUUAAUGGUUCAGUUACAAAUGAACUACCUAAUUUUUUGAGCAGAAAGUAUACCUUAAUAGUCUCCGAUUUUAGCCCUUGUCUUUGUGUUGAUAUAGAUAUAAACAGUUUUUAUUUUAAUUUGCCAAAAGAAGACAUUUAUGAAAUUGUGAUGAAAGUAGAGUUAUCUAGCAAUUUAAAAAAUACAAAACCCUUAGACCCAGUUCCUUUGUGCGCGAAAUGGUCUCCUAAAGGUUUGGCGGACAACAGUGAGUGUUUUUUAGGAGUUUUAACCAAUUUGUACAGUUUAGAAAUAUAUAUGAAAUAUCUCAACCAUUUGGAAGAGGUUAAAUAUUGUAUGAUAUCGAACAUUACACAAUCAACCAUAGCAAAUGAAAAAGUUAAAUGGAGUGAUGCUAAUAGGUUUGCAAAUAAUAUAAAAUUGGAGGAAUACAAAAGAAGAAUAAGUGCUGUUACGCCUUCAGCAUUUACUUGGAGUCAUCUGAUCAAUGUUAGAGGCAUUAAUACAUGUGUUAUAUUCGUUGGACAUCUUAAUGGAGACAUAACGGCUUGGAGAUUGAGGUCAAGGAGGUAUGAUGAAGGCAAACAAAGCAGUCCUGACUUUUUAGGAAGAUACAGAACACCGUUGUCAAGAAUUACAUAUAUGCAGUGGCACGGGACCAGUAAAAAUGGAGGUGGAUUAUUCUACUCAGACAUAGAAGGUCAAAUGAACGUUGUAAAUGUCACAUAUUUAAACACAUCAGAAGCCGUUUUCGUCAAAGAAUGUUCAUUUUUAACAGAAAAGGAUAAGGUGAAAGUUGAAAAAAUUAGCGUUUUCGAGUACAAUGAGAAGACGUUUAUAUUGGUUGCUAAACAGGGAGUGCUGAUUAUUUUUGGAAUUAAUAAAAUGGGAGAUGUUUUUGACUGCUCUGUUGUAUACAUUCAGAACUAUUACAUAACAGGCCUACACUACAUAGAAAAUAAAGUAUAUGUAUUGUCCCUCCCCGGAAUUUUAACAGAACUGACAGUCGAAGUGAAGGACAACAAAAUCUGCACCACGAAAAACAUCGUAUCAUUAAAGAAUGACAUGGAAAAGUAUCGAACCCAUGGAUUUUUCUUCACAAAAACUUAUAUUUUGUUAGUUAUUAUCGCAUAUCCAUGGGAUCUGCAAAGUUUUUCCAAAUCGAGGUCUUACGUGAAUGUCUUUGUUUAUCAUAAUGUGCAGUUAAAGCCAUUUGAUUUGUUGUGGAAUAACCAAAGUGAUAGUAUGGAGGAUUAUUGGGACUGUUUCGAAACUUUAAGGAUAGUAUGUAUCAAAGAAAAACGUUUCCCUUGGCUGGGUCUGCCUAGCAACCUCAACUAUGACACACUGUCGACGACACAACUGAAAACUUUACGUUUAGUAGCGCAAUUGUCCGAAAUGGUAUUCUCAGUAAUACCAACUGUUAAAACAUACGACAUAAAACCCUUCAUUAUCCUCCACUACUUAGUAACGAUCAAAUUGGCCAUAGAACGGAUGACACGUCUGUUUAAUAAAAGAAAAGAGACCAAACUGAGCGAUUUUCAAAUGAGGAGUAUCUUCAUCCAGAAUUUUUUCCUCAAAGAGAUGGUAGCGAAGAAUAUUUUGCCAAAGGCUAAUGUUGGCAAAACGUUUAUUGACAGCAUGAUCGAAGUUAUGACAAUAGCGAACGAAUUGGAGUAUCCGGAGCCUUUGGAUUGUGUGUGGUGUGGAGACAAGAUCUUAGGUCCGGUAUGUUUUCCUCCUCACGUAGACAGCCGUUGCUGCAUUUCGAUGAUGCCGAUAUUCGUGGUAGCCGAGUACAAAUGUCCUUAUUGUAAAUCCCUGGCGCAUAAGCAAAUCGAAGAAGAACAUUCACGGAUAUAUUGCCCCUAUUGCGACGUACUUAUGGAAAGAAUUGUUAUGGCCGAUGAACAAAUUCUGGAAAAGUGCCGGCUCUUCGAAGUUGAAACGUCAAAGCAAAAGCUAGAUGUUUGUUUCGCGGAUUGUUUGAAAGAAGAGAUUGAUGUUAACGAAAUUGAAGAAAAUGAUACGGAGUAUAUUAUUUUCAGCGAUAGCGAUGAAGAGUCGUCUGACUCUAUGAAGGAACUUUAUAACGAAUUUUCAAAAGCUGGGAUCAACGACGAAGACGACUAGUUGGUGGAGUUGUUUCUUUUUAAAGGUGAAUAAUAAUUAGUGAUGUAUGGAAUGGAAUAAGCUGGUCUAUUAUUAAAAAUCGACCGAAGAAAUAUACGAAUAUCAAAACCUGAGAUGUAUAAGUUAAAAUUCUAAUACCAGAGUUUGAGAAGAUGAAAACUACUGGAAUAAUAUUAAAAUAUUACGAAAAUCAUUGUUGAACUACCAGAAUACAAAUGUGUACAGUAACAGUCGAAUUAAUACGCAAAAUGGAAUAUUAUUAAGAAAACAAUCGUUGUUAUAUUUAUUUUUAUAACUUGUGAUAAAUAUGUUUAAGAUAAA
Diabrotica virgifera virgifera (western corn rootworm) is the source of this 2677-nucleotide messenger RNA. RefSeq lists its product as uncharacterized. Gene Ontology annotation, cellular component: transcription factor TFIIIC complex. The record is from RefSeq and is a predicted model, not a curated record. Gene Ontology annotation, molecular function: histone acetyltransferase activity. The transcript has 7 exons. Gene Ontology annotation, biological process: transcription initiation at RNA polymerase III promoter. The coding region runs from base 95 to 2356 and encodes 753 amino acids. NCBI's taxonomy places the organism in Eukaryota, Metazoa, Arthropoda, Insecta, Coleoptera, Chrysomelidae.